Molecule: messenger RNA, 579 nt
Organism: Penicillium antarcticum
Lineage: Eukaryota; Fungi; Ascomycota; Eurotiomycetes; Eurotiales; Aspergillaceae
Product: alcohol dehydrogenase
Exons: 2
Coding region: 1-579 (192 amino acids)
Source: RefSeq, a predicted model, not a curated record
AUGUUUUCAUUGCUUAUUUGCCUGAGUGCAGGAAUGAAACCAAUUAUAACCUCCUCCUCAGAUGAAAAGCUUCGCGAUAUUGCAGCUCUUGGGCCCGAGGGUGCAAUCAAAGUCAUUAAUUACAGGACCAACCCUGCUUGGAAAAAGAAAGCUCUUCGAUUGACUGGUGGAAUGGGUGAUGACAUUGUAAUAGAAACGGUAGGCGGAACCAGCAUCAAGCAGAGUAUUGAAUCACUGGCAACUCGAGGUGUGGUAGCAUGGGUUGCGUUUCUGGGUGGAUUAGAGCUUGAUGGAUUUGCGGAAGCUUUGGGGCAGCUUUAUCUGAAAGUUGGAACUCUUCGAUCAAUCCAGGUCGGCUCUAAGGUUGACCAAUCCAACUUGUAUCGCUUUUUCGAAACGACUAAGACUUCUUUGAAGCCAAUCAUUGGCAAAACCUUUCCGUUUGCCGAGUCCCCUGCUGCAUUUGAUUGUCUGUACGCUAGUGGAGUCCCGGGGAAAGUCGUCAUUACUCUAGAUUAUGCGGAUCAAGGUUGCAAAGUGAACUUUAAUUUGACCAAAAAGUAUAAAGAAAGAAAAUAG